Molecule: messenger RNA, 2999 nt
Organism: Culicoides brevitarsis
Lineage: Eukaryota; Metazoa; Arthropoda; Insecta; Diptera; Ceratopogonidae
Gene: ovo
Product: transcriptional regulator ovo
Exons: 4
Coding region: 54-2804 (916 amino acids)
Biological process (GO): regulation of transcription by RNA polymerase II; epidermal cell differentiation
Cellular component (GO): nucleus
Molecular function (GO): RNA polymerase II cis-regulatory region sequence-specific DNA binding; DNA-binding transcription factor activity, RNA polymerase II-specific
Source: RefSeq, a predicted model, not a curated record
UGUUUGGAAAAGAUUUCGCUUUGCGAGUAAUUAUCACUAAAUUUACAGUAAACAUGAGUUUUAUUUACGAGCAAAAUAGUGCGGACCAUGAGUUGAAAAUCGACGAAAUUCUAAAUGAACUGACGAAAAUAUGUGAAACCAAUAAAUAUAAUUUCAACUACGAUUUAGUGGAAAGUGAUCCUAUAAUGUUGUAUGGCGAUCUGACCGGCAUCAUGAACCAUUGGAUGCAAAAUUGUCCGGCAAAUGCAAUCAAUAUCGAGUUGUGUUAUGUUGAAACAAUUGAGUUUUUGUAUACCGGUGAAAAGAAGAAUGAAGAUGAUAUCAUGCGGGAUAUCUUUGGCGAAGACAGUAAGCUCUUGACUGCUCCAUGUGAAAAGGACACUACUGGAAAUACAGUAUUAACGCUCGAAGACCAGUCUGAACAGAAGCCUCGUCGGUUCUUUUCAUCGAUCUUAGGAGGUGAUGUCCCAUACGGAAGCCGAGGUCAUAUUUUGACUCCGGGUGCUCGAAAAGCAUAUCCUCCAUCAUUGCUUUCGACACCUUUGGGUAAAUCAGACGUGGAAAUCGAUAAUAAACCAUUAAUUCGUGAUACAGAUAAAAAGAUUUUCGUCAGCGAGAAACCAAUCAACUUAUCAGCUCACAAAGAAGAUGAGCCUAAUCGAGCACGCACUCCAAAACCUUCUGUAACUGUACCUGUAGUACGUUGUUCCGUAAUUCAACGUACACCAUCAAGCAAAGAAUUAGAAGAUGAUCCACUACAUUUUACAGAGCCUCUACGAUUCUCCGGUAAUUUGGAGCCGGAACAAGAGCAGCCAAUUGAUUAUCACAUUCCAAAGCGUCGAGACGAAACGUAUGAAGAACGAGAAAAAAAAUCACGCGAAGCCCGUCGCAGUGCGAUCAUCUCUCGUCCCGUGAUUAAUUUUCGUAAUCUUCCGUCUAACAUGUUACGGCAUGUAAAUGGAAUUAUGUCUGCAGCUGCAGGACAUGGUCGAAGUUCGUCAAAUGGUGGUAAUGGAACAACCUCAAAUGGUCACUCGUCCGGAGGUGGCUUUUCUGGCACGAAUAACAGCUCAUCGGGAAACGGAAACUCUGGUGGGGCCAUGGGAGGUGGUUCAGGAUCUGGUGGUGGAAUGGGCGGUCGUGACGGAAGAUCAAAUUAUGGUCCAAAUAGUCCACCAACUGGCAGCUUACCACCGUUUUAUGAAAGCUUAAAGGGAGGAAAUGGUAUUAAUGCUUUUAAUGCUAAUAAUGGUUCAUUUAUGGGCAGCAGUUAUACAUCUUUGGUAAAUGCUGCUACAGGUAUGGACUGUGAAAACAAUCAGAAUGUUACGGGCGAUAUAACAAGCAUUGGAGGCUAUUCGGAUCAAAGCAGUGGCAAACAAUUUAGUAUGUUGCAGAACAGUUUCGGCAUUGCAUUAAAAGACGAGCAAGAUCUUGAUGGAUACGAAAGCAAAAUAGAUCCAUUGACACUAAGUCAAUAUGGAGGAUACGAUUUGAAUGAACAAAUGAUGGUAGAAAUGACAGGUGUAAAUGUGGUAAAUGAUCACAUACAAUUUUCGGCAGCUUUUCCUUUCAACGGAACCCAAAGUUCAGAUCAUCUUUUGGAUAGUCUUAGUGAUGCAGUGGACUUGAGUCAAUUACUGCAACGUUUACCAAAUGAUGAUCAGUCAUCUGCUUCAGGCAAUGAAAUUAACGACUUAGCGUCCACACCUUCAAUCACUCCUGAGUCUAUCAAUCACAACGAUAAUCACCCCAUUGAACCAUUCUCUGAUCAUCUCAUUACUCGUGGUUCACAUGGGCAUGCUGUGCAAAUGGCCUUUGAUCAGCAAAAUGGUCGUCUAUUUCCGAACACACUUAAAAAUUACAUGGACCAUCCACCACCAAGUUACGUGUCGCGCAAUAACUCCCUUGAACUGGGACAUCAUCAACAAACCAAUGCUGGCAUUCCAAUCAAUCCAUCUGUCAACGCAGAUCAACAGUUGGUGGUACCUGAUUACAUUGAUUCACAUUCAAAUCUCUCUCUACCUUCUCCAGGAACAUCCUCAUUAGAUGAAAAUCAUCCAAACCAACUUUUGGCACCUAGCACCACAGCAAUUGCCUCAACUAUUCAAAAUGUAAGUGCAAAAGCAUUGAAACGCUUAUCGCCGGCAAUUACUGAAGCCAAAGUGAAUAUUCUCACACAACGGUUGGGCUUACCUUCUGAGGUGCAACUCGAAUUCGUCAAUGGUGGACAUGGCAUUAAGAACCCCUUAGCUAUUGAUAAUGUUCCCGGUCGUAUUCGUGAUGAAGAUAAAUCAAAGCUUGUUCAACACGUACAGGAUGAAGAGGGUAGUCGUUUUGUGUGUCGAAUCUGCUCUAAGGCAUUUACCCUUCAACGCCUCUUGAACAGACAUAUGAAGUGUCACUCUGAUGUCAAACGGUACCUUUGCACGUUCUGUGGAAAAGGCUUCAACGAUACAUUCGAUUUGAAACGCCACACUCGUACCCACACUGGUGUCCGUCCAUACAAGUGUAAUUUAUGCGAGAAAUCAUUUACUCAGCGUUGUUCCUUGGAGUCGCACUGUCUCAAAGUGCACGGCGUUCAACAUCAAUAUGCCUACAAAGAGCGUCGUACUAAGAUGUACGUUUGUGAGGAAUGCGGUCAUACAACAAAUGAACCAGAAGUCCAUUACUUACAUCUUAAGGAGAAACAUCCUUAUUCACCGGCAUUGCUUAAGUUUUACGACAAACGUCACUUUAAAUUUACAAACUCGCAGUUCGCCAACAACCUCUUGGGGUCCUAUCCAAUGCCAGUUCAUAAUUAAUUAAUUAGGAACUGGCAUUGCAGCGUAACUGCUAUCACAUGCAAUUAUUUUUUAAGUCUGAAUUUCGUUAAACUGUUUGUUUUUCAAUUUCUAAAUAAGAAAUACAAACUCUUAUCAAAUACAUAUGUGAUUUAAAACGUAACUUAUGCCUCAAAUCUAAAGUGUACUUAAAAAUAAACCUAAUGAAAAAUCAAA